Oryza brachyantha (malo sina) is the source of this 1140-nucleotide messenger RNA. Its product is annotated as photosystem I P700 chlorophyll a apoprotein A2. Gene Ontology annotation, biological process: photosynthesis. The record is from RefSeq and is a predicted model, not a curated record. Lineage: Eukaryota; Viridiplantae; Streptophyta; Magnoliopsida; Poales; Poaceae. The transcript has a single exon. Gene Ontology annotation, cellular component: membrane; thylakoid. The coding region runs from base 6 to 980 and encodes 324 amino acids.
CAAGAAUGUUAGACCAUAAAGAAGCUAUCAUAUCUCAUUUAAGUUGGGCUAGUCUCUUCCUAGGAUUCCAUACCUUGGGCCUUUAUGUUCAUAAUGACGUCAUGCUUGCUUUUGGUACUCCAGAAAAGCAAAUCUUGAUCGAACCUAUAUUUGCCCAAUGGAUACAAUCGGCUCAUGGUAAGACGACAUAUGGGUUCGAUAUACUCUUAUCUUCAACGAGCGGUCCCGCUUUCAAUGCGGGUCGAACCCUAUGGUUACCCGGAUGGUUGAAUGCUGCUAACGAGAAUAGUAAUUCGCUUUUCUUAACAAUAGGACCUGGGGAUUUCUUGGUUCAUCAUGCUAUUGCUCUAGGUUUGCAUACAACUACAUUGAUUUUAGUAAAGGGUGCUUUAGAUGCACGCGGUUCCAAAUUAAUGCCGGAUAAAAAAGAUUUUGGAUAUAGUUUUCCUUGCGACGGCCCAGGUCGCGGCGGUACUUGUGAUAUUUCUGCUUGGGACGCUUUUUAUUUGGCAGUUUUCUGGAUGUUAAAUACCAUUGGAUGGGUUACUUUUUAUUGGCAUUGGAAACACAUCACAUUAUGGCAGGGCAACGUUUCACAAUUUAAUGAAUCCUCCACUUAUUUGAUGGGAUGGUUAAGAGAUUACCUAUGGUUAAAUUCUUCGCAACUUAUCAAUGGAUAUAAUCCUUUUGGGAUGAAUAGUUUAUCGGUAUGGGCGUGGAUGUUCUUAUUUGGACAUCUUGUUUGGGCGACUGGAUUUAUGUUCUUAAUUUCCUGGCGUGGAUAUUGGCAGGAAUUAAUUGAGACUUUAGCAUGGGCUCAUGAACGGACACCUUUGGCUAAUUUAAUUCGCUGGAGAGAUAAGCCCGUGGCUCUUUCCAUUGUGCAAGCAAGAUUGGUGGGAUUAGCUCACUUUUCCGUGGGUUAUAUAUUCACUUAUGCCGCUUUCUUGAUUGCCUCAACAUCAGGCAAGUUUGGUUAAUUUAGUUAAUUUUUUUGUACUGUAUCAGCACCUAGUUCAUUACUCUUGAUGGAGGGGGAAGAUCCGCCUUCUUAGAUUUCUUUUUCUAUUUAUUUUUCCAUCUAGGAUUAGAACCGUAUACUUGGUAGAUAGUAGAAACGGCACAUUAUGGCAAAAAAAA